AUGGGCGGGGCCAAGGACCGCGCGCUCCGCGCCCUGGUCGCGGUCGCCCUUGGCUGGGCCGCAACAGUCGGCUCAGGCGUGCGCGAGGAGGUCCUCUCUCGGCAGCUCCGGAGGCCCGACGAGUACCCGGCCUGCUCCGACCUGCUGGCCGCCGCGGGGAUCGGGCUAGGUUUGACGGUCGCCCAGCUGCUGUUCCGGCCCGUUUUCUCGCUUGUCGCACAGGCGAUGAUCGUCAAGAAGGAGAGAUGGUCUCACGCCAUGUACGGGGCUAGAGUGCUCCGGUGCUGCGAUGCUGUCUUCAAGUUCUUCUACUAUGCGGCGAUGGCCACCUGGGGGGCCUCACUGCUCAAGGACCAGCCCUGGGCCCCGUGGGUGCUGGGCGGGCGUGGGGAGACGCGCUUCUGCUGGACGGGCAGCUUCCCCUUCCAGGAGGUCCCCGAAGACCUGAGGCGCUUCUACCUUACAGCAGUCGGCUAUUCGUUCAGCGAGAUCGCCAUGCUGCUCCUUGACAGGCGGCUGCCUGAUUUCUGGGAGAUGCUGCUGCACCACACGAUAUCUUGCUACCUCGUCACGUUCUCUUACCUGCUGAACUACGUGCGGGUCGGCAGCCUUGUGAUAGUGCUGCACGGGACCACAGACGUGCUCAUCUACGCGUCGAAGGCCAUCGUCGACACGAAUUGGAACCACUUGAUAGCCGUGUCCUAUUUCGGGCUCAUCACAGCCUUCGUGUGGUUGAGGAUCUAUGUCUUUCCCGUCUACCUCAUGCGUAGCGCAUGGGUCGAGAGCAUCGCCGAGGCGGGGCCCGGAGGCAUUUACGGCUGGGGCUUCCUCAAUUUUGCGCUUUGUGUUUUGUUUCUCUUGCACAUGUAUUGGCUUGGUCUGAUAGUCAAGAGUGGCCUGAUGUUUAAGAGAACCGGACAAGCGCGAGACCUCCAGUCCAACCUGUCUUCCAUGGACAUCAAGAUGGAGGAUGCAGGCGUCAAGAAGGCGAUGUGA
Messenger RNA from Prorocentrum cordatum, 996 nucleotides. The record is from the annotation of a GenBank genome assembly. Lineage: Eukaryota; Dinophyceae; Prorocentrales; Prorocentraceae.